This is a messenger RNA of Oryzias melastigma (Indian medaka), 3005 nucleotides long. RefSeq names its product glucocorticoid modulatory element binding protein 1 (gene gmeb1). Gene Ontology annotation, molecular function: RNA polymerase II cis-regulatory region sequence-specific DNA binding; DNA-binding transcription activator activity, RNA polymerase II-specific. NCBI's taxonomy places the organism in Eukaryota, Metazoa, Chordata, Actinopteri, Beloniformes, Adrianichthyidae. The transcript is spliced from 10 exons. Gene Ontology annotation, biological process: positive regulation of transcription by RNA polymerase II. The record is from RefSeq and is a predicted model, not a curated record. Gene Ontology annotation, cellular component: nucleus. The coding region runs from base 407 to 2176 and encodes 589 amino acids.
UUUUCAGCACGGGGAGGGGAGGAGGGGUCCUCGCUUCCAGCGGCAGCCGGGCUCGUAGAGAACGGAGGGGCAGCGCCGCGCCGUUGUUCGGCGUACGUGCCGCCGCACGGAGACGUCAUUUUGGGGGGAGCGGAGCGUUAAGAUGAAGGCACGCACGGUUCACCGCAGCGCGGCACGCAGCCGUCACUUUUUAACGCAACGCGGCUCCCCUCUCGGACGGCGCGGGUCACAGCAGCGUCCAUGCUCCACACGCACGCCCCCGCGUUAGCAGUAAUGGCUACCGCCGAGCAGCUCCGGAGAGCGGCCGCCGAAAAGCAGCAGCAGCAGCUCCCCCGCGAUGAGGAACCUCCUUGGCACCUGUUGCAUGAAUGCUGCGCCUCCCCUGUAGUCCACGGCAGCGAGUGCGAUGGCGACCUCCGAAGAGGUCACGAUGUCCGUGGGGGACGUGAUGAUGAUAAAGGCCGACUGUGACGGCGACGCUGAGGACCCGAAUAAGACUCAGGUCAUCCUGCAGCUGCAGCCUAUUACUACUGGGGACGAGUCUGCUGAAGCGGACGCAGCUGUCGUAGCGGUUGAAGCUCAGUCAGAUCAAGGCGAAGCCAACGACGUUGAAAUCUGCUGUCCCAUAACGUGCGGCGACAGCAAAGCGGUGCUGCUGAUAAAAAAGUUUGUGUGCCCCGGAAUCAACGUGAAAUGUGUCAAGUACCAAGACCAGCUGAUCAGUCCCAAACAGUUUGUUCACAUGUCUGGAAAAGCCACUCUCAAAGACUGGAAAAGAGCCAUCAGAAUGGGAGGAGUCAUGCUCAGAAAAAUGAUGGACUCGGGUCAGCUGGACUUCUACCAGCACAGCACUCUGUGCACCAACACGUGUCGCAGCACCAAGUUCGACUUACUGAUCAACAACACCCGCUUCCCCCCCGAUGGCCUCACCACGCCCACGUCCUCUCAGGCACAAAGCAUUCUGGGUAACGGUGGGGCACUAAGCGAGGACAGAUCCGACGUCCUGAAGACAGACUGGAGCUCCAGCCCUCUGGAGUCUGCAGACAAGACAGCAACCAAUGAGAUUUCAGAAGACACGCUGAACUUCUGGAAGGGCAUCGCCGACGUGGGGUUACUGGAGGAGGUGGUGACCAACAUCAACACCGAGCUGAUGCAGAUGCUGAACGGCGUGCUGGAGCGCGCCCAAGAGCCCCCCAUACAAGACGCAGAUUCCUGUCUGGUAGAGGUGGCCGUGCUCAGUAACCUCGCUCAAGUCUUUGACCUGCUGGACUCCGUCAAGAAGAUCCUGGAGAGGAGGCGGCAGCAGACGGACCCCAGCCAGGAGCAGGUCCUCAGCAUGCUCUCCAAUCUGGAGGUUCAGCUGGAGGAGCAGAGGAAGCAGCAGCAGGUGCGAGCGCUUCUCUCCUCCCCCAACACGGCCAAAAGCAAAACUUCCGUCAAACGGCCCACCAAGAGGCCCCGCCUCCACAGGCCGGCCUCCACCACCGCCCUCCUGUCGUCCCCCGUCACGCAGCAGGCGGCGCUGCAGCCGCAGCAGUUCACCGUGCUGUCCCCCAUCUCGCUGUCCUCGGUGGGGCAGCCCUUCACCGUGGCGGGGCUGCCUCUCACCUCGCUGGGCCAGUCCUCCAACACCGUCACCCUGCUGCCUGCCGGCUCGCAGGUCUUCACCCGAUACAUGGUCACCGGAGACGGCAAGGCCGAUACCAUCACCCUGCACCCCUCUUCAGGCAUCACGCUGGUGGGCACCACCGCCAUGCAGGACUCCAACCAGGUGGGGGCAGUGGUGAGCCCCAUGGAGCUGGUCCACCUGAGCCAGCAGGCGGGUGACCCGGAGGUGGAGGAGGGCACCGUGCUGGUGCAGCAGGAGGUGAUGCAGGGCGAAGGGGAGGCCCCCCAGGAGCACACCGUCAUCGAAAUCAACCCCAGCGCAGGGGAGCAGGCGGUGGGGGUGAUGGAGCUGCAGCUGAGCGGGGAGGCGGGCGGGGACGCCGCUGCCAUGGUGAUGCAGAGCGGCAUGCAGGUGACGAUGGGCGCGGAGGCGGGCGAGGCGCAGUGCCAAAUCCAGGAGCAGCAGACCGACGGCGUCCCGGGUCUGCAGCUGGACGCCAGCGGGGCGCUGUCGGGGAUGCAGAUCGUGGUGAUCGAGAACGCUCAGGAAGGAAACAAGGUCAAGUGAGGACAGCUCUGCCUCUGCAGGGAAGGACACACCAAUCAUGGACGCACAAACACCUCAGACUGCAGCGAGGGGGCGUGGCCUCACAACUCUGCUCUAAGUUUGGCGUUUUGUUCAACCAGACGAGACGUCAAUGAUAAAAAACAGCCGAGAGGAUCCGUAUUCUGACCAGGUUUGUUACUGACUCCACUCAAAGCCUCAUGCUGCAUUUACUGACCCUGGGAAACGAGUAGACUUCAGAGUAAAUCUCCUCGUUAAGCAGCUACUUUUUCCUUCCAGGUCAGAUUAUUGUUCCAUAAACCUGCGAUGAUUUAAUCCGUCUGGUUCAGAAAUCUUAGAGCAAAGUUGUGACGAAGCGCCACUUCCUUUCAAGCCUUCACGAACAAACACAGUGAAUGUGAAGUGGGCGGGGCUGCGGCGGUGGCGGACUCCCUCCCCUCUCCCCGCCAUUACCUGAAGCAGUGUUCCUGGAGAUGUAAAGGAAGGACAGAACUGUUUCUGCACUGCGCGCCGCCCCCUACAGGACCUCAGUGGAACUGCGCCUGCACCUGUCCUCAAACCUGAGGAUAAAACGAACCUGCAUCCGUUCACGUUUGCCUGUUUUUUCACGUGUAAAUGAGUGAAAUAUUUAUUAGUUUUCAGACUGUAGAGAUGAAGCCGUUUACAGAGCCGACAUGAAUUAAUUUAAGCUCUUAUUGUUGUACACACCAACACAGACCUGACUUGUGCUUUUGCAAUAAUUUAAUUUAACAAAGGAGAAUAUUUGCAGACAGAAUUUGUAAUGUUUUAAUAACAGAUUAAAGAAGCAAAGUGUUGUUUUGGUGUUUCACCA